Prorocentrum cordatum is the source of this 5340-nucleotide messenger RNA. NCBI's taxonomy places the organism in Eukaryota, Dinophyceae, Prorocentrales, Prorocentraceae. The record is from the annotation of a GenBank genome assembly.
AUGGCGGAGGAGCGCGUGCAUGCUCUAGAGCAGCAGAUGAUAGCGCUGGCCCAGGAGCUGCAGAACCGCCAGCAGAGGGAGAACGAUCUCACGGCUGAGGUGCAGCGGCUCGGCCGUGUGGCCGAGGCUAGACCACGGGUGGACGGGCCUGUGCCGCAGCCUCGAGCCGAGUCGCUCGUGGACACCCGCGCGCUGGGCAAGCCAGACGUGUUCACGGGCGAAGAGCACAAGUGGAACGAUUGGAAGGUGAUCUUCAAGGCGCACUGUGGCGUCGUGAACGCCGACUUGCUGGCAGGGAUGCGACUGGCAGAGAGCGCUGACGAGGCCUCAGUUCAGAACGAUGACUUCCUCGAGGAGAACAUGGGGCAGGCCUCGCAGCAGCUGUAUUACAUCUUGCUCCUCCUCUGCCGGCAGCAUCUCCUGACGACGAUCGUGAAUGCUGGCGAGAAUGAGGGCUUCCAGGCUUGGCGCAAGCUGGUCGAAUACUACGAACCGAAUGCGAGGUCCCGCAUCGCGGGGCAGCUGCUGAAUCUCUUGAACUUCUCGUUCGCUGGCGAUGUCGAGGACUGGCUGGCGCUGUUCGAGCGAGAGCUCCUCAGGUACGAGCAGAGGAGCGGCGAGGCCAUCACAGCCUCCAUGAGGAUCGGCAUCGUCCUUCGGCAGCUCGAGGAAGGCCCUCUACGCCAGCACCUCUUGCUCAAUGCGACCAGGCUGGUGGAGUGGCCAGACUUCCGACGUGAGGUCACCGACGUCCGCCGUGCCCAGAGCGCCAUCGCCCCGCAUGGAGCAGACGCUGGCUCGCAUCAACGCCUCCCAGUCGACGAGUACGACCGUACCAUCGGCGGCCAGCUCUAUUUCGACGGCUGCGACUACGAGGCUGAGUCCGGUGACGGCGAUGUCGCAGCGCUCUACCUGAACGACGCGGACGAGCAGGUCAGCUACCCGUUCGCGAACCUCCACUCCCUCAGCAUCUACGACCCGGGGCCGGACAAGGCGGACGCGGUCGAUUCUGCGACCCGCGUGGCCCUGGACCUGAACAUGAUCCACGGCAACUCGGAUGCGGAGGAGGUCGAGCUCAACGGCAUCUUGCGUGUGGGCAUCGACUCGUGUGCGGCGGCAUCGGUGCUGCCGCGUGGCUCGUGUACGGACUACCCGGUGCACGAGGGCGGCCAGGCGAUCUCGUACACGACCGCCUCUGGCCACUACGCGAACGACGAGGGCGAGAAGAUCCUCGUGGGGACGAUGCCUGGGGCUUCUCAGGCACGCGCUGCCAAGUUCAGGGUGGCGGACAUCAGCAAGCCGUUGCUGAGCGUCGCGGAGAUGGUCGACUCCGGCCAUCGGCUCGUCUUCGACUCGGAGGGCGGGCAGGACAUUAGCUACGCGUGCCACCAGACCAGCGGAGACGUUGUCAAGUUCUGCCGCAGGAACAAGGUCUACGAGAUGGAUAUGCACGUCGACCCGUACGUGCCGGAGGUCUGCCCGUUCGAGGUGGCAGGCCACGAGCCUCCCGAGGGUGAAGCCGGCCAGCCAGGCGCGGCUCACGAGGAGGUCGCCGAGGGCCCGCCGGUACGGCCGGCGAGGGAGCCCGCAGCGCCGACGGCGGCCGAGCGAGCCGCGCACGAGGUGCUGCACGAGCCCUACAGGGCAUGGUGCCGGGAGUGCGUCUCCGGCAGAGGCCUGUCCGCAGGCCAUCAGACGAAGGACCACCAGGAGUCGGCGCUCGCGGUGGCUGGCAUCGACUACGGCUACCUCGGUGAACGAGAGGACGCCGCGCCGCUGCUGAUCGGGAAAGAUUCGAAGCAGCAUUGGUUCCACGCGUCGGCGCCGCUCGUCGCCCUGAAGACCCGCAUCGGGGCCAAGCUCAAGGAGGAGUACGGCAUCGAGACGGUGCCCGAGGAGAGCGCGGUCGGCGACUCUCAGGGCAACGGCCUGGCCGAGCACGCGGUGCGCGAGGUCAAGGCCAAGGUGAGGACGGUGCGGGCGCAGGUGGACGACCUCCACGGUGUGAGCAUUGGCGUCGAGCACCCAGUGACCCCGUGGAUGGUCGAGUUCGCAGCCAUGUCCAUCAACCUGGGCAGGCGGGGUGCUGACGGCCGCGCGGCUUGGGAACUUCGGCGCGGCCGCCCCUUCAACAAGGACCUGGCUUGCUUCUCGGAGAAGGUCCUGUAUCUCCCAGGGGGCAAGCGCAAGGCUGGGAUCGAGGACAAGUUCCUCGCUGGGCUCUACCUGGGGCCCACGCUUCGGACGGGCGAGGUCUACAUUGGCACGGAGUUGGGCGUGCUACGGGCCAGGACCUUCAAGCGGUUGACGGUCGAGCAGCGGGCCGACAAGGACCUGCUGAACAGCCUCGUGGGGAAGCCGUGGGCGCCGGCGCCGACGGACGUGGAGGUGGAUGAGGUACCGGUGGCCAUCGAGAUCCGAGCGCCGGUGCCAGCGCCAGUCGCGUCUUUGGGUGGACCUCUGGCGCCCAUCCCCGAGGCUGGGGACCUCCCGCCCCGGGCUCUCCGAGUCGGGCGGCCACCAGCAGGACCGCGGGCCGUCUACAUCAGGAAGGACGUCGAGAUCGCGAAGUGCGGGCUCUCCCCGGGCUGCCACGGCUGCGCCGCGAUCCUCAACGGCGCCCGGGCGCAGGCUCACUCAGCCGAGUGCCGCGCUCGGAUCGAGCAGGCGAUGCAGGACGACGAGGAGGCAAAGCAGAGGCUCGAGGAUGCCCGUGAGCGGAAGCGGCAUCGCACUGACGUCGCCGGGCCUGUCUAUCAAGAGGGCGGCUCGUCAGGCAGUGGCGGUCCAGCCCCAGCUCAGCAGGUGCCGCCAGCGCCCGAGGCCGCGGCGGCGGCUGACGUGGCGAUGGCUCCGGCACCACACGACCCCGGCGACGACAACAUGCAGGAGGAGAUCGGUGCCCUCCUGUUCUCUCUCGGCUACAGCGGGCGCAAGGCCGACGUGAUGGAGGUCUUCUGCCCGAAUAGGCUUGUGGGCUUUGCCCCCCUCUUCGGUCUGGUCCACGGCGGCUCGUUCGACCUGAGGGUUGGCUGGGACCUGACCGACCGCCAGCAGCAGCGACAGUGCCGGGAGCUGAUCGAGCACUUCGAGGUGUAUUUCCUCUUGGGCAGUCCUCGCUGCGCGCCGUUCUCCAUGCUGAAGUACCUGAAUGAGGACACGGAGAAGCAGCGUGAGGCCUACGCCAUCGGGUACGAGCACUUGAGGUUCGUGAUGGAGCUCUACACGCUGCAGGUGAAGCACGACCGCACGUUCUUGCACGAGCAUCCCUGGGGCGCGGACAGCUGGGACCUGGACGUCGUGAAGGAUGUGAUGGCUCUCCCGGGUGUCGAGGUCGGGCGAGGCGACCAGUGCGUGUUCGGCCUGGUGGUUGCGGACGCGCGCGGCGACAGGCUCGCCAAGAAGCCGACAGGGUGGAUGAGUAAUAACAAGGAGGUGUUGGAUGAGGUCUGCAAGCGCUGCCCCAAUGAUACUGGCAUUGGCAGCCGCCACGAGCAUUCCACCUUCGUCGGCCGCAACAUGCGUGUGGCGGAGAGGUGCCCGGUCAAGCUCCUCCGCGCCAUCCUCCGUGGCCUCCGCCGUCACCUUAGCAACAAGAAGGUGCUCGCGCUUUCGGCCCUGGAUGCUGGGCCGAACGUGGGCGAUGAGGAGAUCAGCCUGAAGGACUUCGUCGGGAAGUGGCGCGACACGCUGAGGACCGAGUUCUACGACGACCUCACCGGCCUCCCGCUGGACCCCACGCGGGUGAAGGCCGCGAGGCGCCUGGAGAUGGAUUUCAUGGCGCAGCUUGGCGUGUGGGUCUACGCGAGGGAGGAGGACUGUCGGCGCGAGCUUGGGCGGAGGCCUCUCAGUGUGCGCUGGGUUGAUAUCGACAAGGGCGACACCGACCGGCCGGAUUACAGAUCCAGGCUCGUCGUGCGGGAGACCAAGGCGCAGAGCACCAUCGCCGGGGACGACAUCGGCGCGGUGUUUGCGGCGACCCCGCCGCUAGAGUGCCUUCGGCUCAUCUGCGGCAUGGCGAUGUCGAGCGACCCGUCCGAGGGCCGCGUGCUGCGCUUCCUGGACAUCUCGCGGGCGCACCCGCACUGUGAGAUCAAGAGGACGGUCUACAUCAAGCUUCCAGAGGAGGAUCCGAUGUCGCAGGAGAUCGGUACGUGUGGGCUCUUGCGGAAAGCGCUCUACGGGGCGCGCGACGCUGGCCAGAACUUUGAGCUCGCGACUGCCGAGACGGUCAUCGGUGCUGGCUGCGACCAGUCGGCCUUCUCGCCUUGCGUGUACUGCCACAAGGACCUCCAGGUGAGCUUCUUCCACCACGGCGACGACUUCGUGCUCGAGGGCUCUCGGGACGGGACGGGGUCGAUCUGCGAGGCCCUGAAGACGAAUAUCAUCGCGAAGGACAGGGGCGUGCUCGGGCCGGCGCCUACCGACGCAAAGGAGAUCACGUGCCUCAACAGGGUAAUGCGCUGGCGAGACCGAUGGUGCCAAGGGGGCAAGGCCAUCGAGUACGAGGCGGAUCCCAGGCACGCGCAGAUCCUGCACGCGCAGCUUGGAAUGGACCCCCGCACCACGAAGUCAUUGAGCACGCCAGGGCUGAGCCAGAAGCUUACACCUGAGGUCGAGCGCGAGCUGAACGAGCACGAGGCGGCAGAGUACCGCAGUGCGUGCAUGAGGCUGGGCUACUUGGCGCUCGAUCGGCCAGAGGUGCAGUUUGCGGCCAAGGAGUGCGCUCGCGGCAUGCAGAAGCCGACAGAGCGACACCUCCGCCUCUUGAAGCGCGCUGGACGCUUCUUGAUCGGGGCGCCGCGGGCCAUCUGGAAGUGGGGCCGACAGCGGGCACCCACAGUGAUGGACAUCUAUUCGGACACCGGUUGGGCAGGCUGCCCGAUCACGCGGAGGAGCACCAGUUCAGUCGUGAUCAAACAUGGGCAGCACCUGAUCGUGACGGCAUCGACGACUCAGAUCCCCAUCUCCAUGAGUUCGGGGGAGGCUGAGUUCUACGGCUGUGUGCGGGCGGCCAGCAGGGCCAUCGGCAUGCAGUCACUGUGCCAGGGCCUAGGCAGGGACGUGAGCCUUCGCAUCUGGAGCGACUCGGCAGCUGCUCUUGGCAUCAUGCAACGACGAGGCUGCGGCAAAGUCCGACACCUCGAGACGCCGACGCUGUGGGUGCAGAAGGCACUCAAGGACGGACGGUUUCAACUAGCCAAGGUUCCCGGGAAGUCGAACCCGGCGGACCUGGGGACGAAGUUCCUCGACCAGGCGGCGAUGCUCCGAGGGCUGGGGAUGAUGAGUGUCACGCUCUCGGACGCGCCCCUCUCGAGUGCCCUUCAGGCGAAGGUCUGA